Molecule: messenger RNA, 1461 nt
Organism: Fusarium proliferatum ET1
Lineage: Eukaryota; Fungi; Ascomycota; Sordariomycetes; Hypocreales; Nectriaceae
Product: putative inorganic phosphate transporter
Exons: 4
Coding region: 1-1461 (486 amino acids)
Biological process (GO): carboxylic acid transport; transmembrane transport
Cellular component (GO): plasma membrane
Molecular function (GO): carboxylic acid transmembrane transporter activity
Source: RefSeq, a predicted model, not a curated record
AUGGAUGACAAGGCUUCUCCAGAGACGAGUGCUCCAAAGAGCCAUCAAGACGAUGCAUCCUUCAAAAACGACACUGUUGUCAAUGCCACAGACGUUGAGAUCCCUACCAAGUCUCGCAUGUCAGCCAUAACAACAGUCCUGACAAGUGGCCUGGCUCUAUUCUCCGAUGGAUACAAUGCACAGAUCAUCGGAUACAUGAAUCCAGUCUUUGCAAAACUCUACCCCGACAGUUUCUCCAGCUCGAUCAAGACUCGACUCUCUAAUGCAUUUCUUAUCGGCGAGGUCCUCGGCAUGCUCUUCUUUGGCUAUGCCAUCGACAAGCUUGGCAGACGGACUGGCAUUGUGUUUGCUACCUUGUUCUUAGUCUUGGGUAUCAUCCUCGCGACUGCAGCGCAUGGAAAAACUGAGCUGGGCAUGUUUUGGAUGAUGAUUGUUGGACGAGGUGUUGCAGGGUUCGGCGCUGGUGGUGAAUAUCCUACCUGCGGCACAGGAAGUACUGAAGCUUCAGACGAGACAUCAUUUGUUCGACGCCGACGCGGACUUCUUGUCGCUGCUGCUACAGACUUCUCCAUCGACCUCGGAUUUGUUAUGGCAGGUGUUGUGGCAUUGAUCGUCCUCGCAGCUUACCAUCAACAUGUCGGCGAUGGCGUCUGGCGAAUCAACUUUGGUAUUGGUUUCAUCCUGCCAGUAGCUCUUCUGUUUCUUCGUCUUCGUCAGUUUGACUCGACGCAAUAUAAGAAACAUGCGAUCAAGCAGGACAUACCAUAUAUGCUUGUGAUCAAGAGAUAUUGGAAACCAAUGCUUGGAACAUCCUUGGCGUGGUUCUUCUACGACUUCGUGACGUAUCCAUUCGGAAUCUUCAGUUCGACAAUCAUCGCCACUUUGAACCCUGAGGACACUCUUCAGCAGAACAUCGGUUUCGGUACAGUUGUUAACUGCUUCUAUCUCCCCGGUUGCGUCGUUGGAGGACUUCUCAUGGAUCACAUUGGUCGCAGACAAACUAUGACUCUGGGAUUUCUCGGAUGGACGAUUCUCGGCUUCAUCAUUGGUGGUGCUCUUUCUCCGAUCCAGUCCGUGUUCCCCUUGUUCAUCGUGCUGUAUGGCAUCUUCAACGCACUGGGAGAGAUGGGCCCUGGCGUCGCCACGUUUCUGUGUGCGGCAGAGUCCUUUCCAACACCUCUACGAGGUCACUUCUUAGGGUUUGCCGCAGCAAUGGGCAAGGCUGGUGCGGCGAUUGGAACGCAAGCAUUUACGCCCAUCCAAGACUCUUUCUCCGAUAAGCAGCGAGGUAUCCAGGCCGUUUUUCUGAUUGGUGCGGCGUUUGCUGCUGUAGGUGGUCUAGUUGCAUGGUUUCUCAUCCCAGAUAAGGACAAAGAGCUCGAGAGCGAAGACACGCAAUUCCGGAUGUACCUGGAGCAGAACGGAUACAGGGGAACAUUUGGUGAAGCGAUGAAGGAGUAG